Molecule: messenger RNA, 30588 nt
Organism: Pelobates cultripes (western spadefoot toad)
Lineage: Eukaryota; Metazoa; Chordata; Amphibia; Anura; Pelobatidae
Source: the annotation of a GenBank genome assembly
GCCAGACUCUCACGGGUUAACGCCUUAGAGUUCUAAACACUUGGAGGCACUGACUCUGCAGAUGGGCGGUGUUACUAAAGAACAUUCUCCAGCAUAGAGCGCGCAGCACGGGGGUGCAGGGGAAGCGGGUUAUUGGGGAAUAGACCAGAAUCUGUCACAGUCUAGACCCGGUAACAGGGGGAUGCAGUGUUCACAGUGCCGAGUCUCUAGUGUUUAAUACAUUGCUACGCAGGGCAGCUAGUGGGCGUGGCUUGUGUUGAGUUUGGCGCCGCUGUGACGUUCACACGGAGAUUUGAGUGGCAUGGGAGAAAAUGGCGGCACGUGGAGGUAAGUCUCUCGCCUUAUGGGAGUCUGGGCUGGCGGGCUCAGUCUGAUGACACAAAGCGUAUAGUGUGUCCACACUGAAUAACCAGCACUGUGUGUAUUGUAUUAUAUUAUAUACAGCAUGGACUGUACUGACAUAAUAUAUAAUAUUAUAUACACUGACUACUGACUGUAUUUACUAAUCUAUAUUAUGUGGAGCAUGGAGUGCUAUAAAUAAUACACGCCAUACUGAAUAUAUAUAUGUUUGUGUGUGUGUGUCAUACAGAGCGUGCAGUACUUAUUGUAUAUAUCUAUAUAAUACAUUGAUAUAAUCUGUUCAAUCCUUGGGGGUUGAAGGUAUAAUUCCUGGCAGAGUUGACUCAGCCCUUCAUUUUUCCGAUGUAGAUGAGUACCACUGAAGUGGGUAACAGUAACAUCCCCUGGAUGUCAUCCCCAGUAUGUACUUGGAAACCAGAGUAAUCUAAAUGUACCUUUCCUGGUUCAAUAUUUUGUUGUUGCUAUUAUUUUUAGUAGUAGUAGUAUUGCCAUUUAUAUAGCGCCAACAGAUUCCGUAGCGCUUUACAAUAUUAUGAGGGGGGGAUUUAACUAUAAAUAGGACAAUUACAAAAAACUUACAGGAACGAUAGGUUGAAGAGGACCCUGCUCAAACAAGCUUACAGUCUGUAGGAGGUGGGGUAUAAAACACAUUAGGACAGGAUAACGCAUGUAGUACUGGCUGUAAAUUUAUAUAGGGUGGCCUAAAAGUAGCUAUACAGUAAAGAAAAAUUAUUUUAUCUGCCCUUCACUAUCCUUUCCAUCUGCCACACUGAUAUUUAAAUACCUACAUUUUACAGUAACUUUGUGUGUGUGUAUGUGUACCCAUAUAAUCUAAUGUAUUGAUUCAACUGUAUCCUAGCUUUUGGGCCACCCUGUAUAUAUCAUACACCGCAAAUAGUACAGACUGUAUGUACAUAUAUCAUGCAGUACUGACUACAUAUCUAUCUAAUACACGGCAUGCAGUAUUGACUGCAUGUAUAUCAUGCAUAGCAAGAAGACCUGAUUGUGUUGUCUCUUGCUAUCUUAAAAGGUCCACUCUCCUGGUUCUAAUACUUUCCCAUGUUGUCAGUUGGUUGCAAUUCCCCACUCUGUACUUCCUACUGUGUUUCCCUUCAGGCAUUCUCAUGCCAACACUGUCCUUUCAAAGAAAAGGCCGUGUUUACAUUGCCCUCUAGGUACACCUCAUAGCACUGGUUCAAUGUAUCUCUAUACGGAAUCCUUCUUCUAAGGUGUGUGAAAGCCACCUAAAUGGUGGUGGUUUUAACACUCUAGGGCAGUGGUUCCCAAACUUUUUAUGUUCAAGGCACCCUUAAUAUUUCAGUAUUUUUCCAAGGCACCCCAAGUCAAAAUGUCUAGGUUGUAUAUCUGUACAGCGCUGCCGCAUUUACUGGCACUAUAGUGUAAUGUACAGUGUUGGUGUUUGAAGGGGUGCUUGUAAACAUUUAUUGUGUUUUAAUGCAGGGGUGUGUCUGAAUGUAAUGUUCACUUUUACAUGUGGAUGUACAUUUGUGUGACGUAUUUGUGUUUGUAUGUAAUAUGUUAGAUUACAGGGGUGUUUGUAUGUUGUGCUGGUGUUUGACUGCUUGGAUGUAUGCGCAUGCAUACAUACACAGAUAUUCAUGCACAUUAACACAGAUGCAUAUAAAUACACCGACACAUACACACCCACACAUGCACCCUGACACACAAACGUUGAUACAUGCCCACACCACAGAUACACACUAACAUAAAAACAUACACAGAUGUGCGCACGCGCACAGAAGCAAACUGAUUAUAUAUAAUUAGCCCUUGCACUCCAACUCAAAAAAACAAUGAUACCCGGUGCUCUGGUAGCUAAGCACUAUAUACAAAAAAAUACCGGCACUCCGAGGAUUUCCAGAAUAUAAUCAUCUUUAUUCUAAAUGACAUCAACGUUUCAGCUCCCUUACAGAGCUUUCAACAGGAUACACAAACUACAUUAAAAUGAAACAAGCUUAUAUAGGACAUGUAAUACAAAUUAAAUUAAAGGGUACUCACUUACAGGUGAUCCUCAUUUCCGUUUGCCGCCGGGUUCGCCGACCUGCUCACAUUUACUUCCGGGUUCCAGGUUGUAUAUCCGAGCCCACCAAGUAGUGUGUUCCAUCAGACUAGUCGUCACACGUCGCUGGGGCAACCAUAGACGCUCAUGUUUCUUUGGCUGCUCCCGUGUGUCCAGGCGCCGAUUUGAGUCAAACACAUAUAUAUAUAUAUAAUAAUCUCCAGCCACCCUCCUAUUAGCUUACCUUAUGUGCCAGGAGGGUGGCUUGGAGUCCUGUUGCUGUGGGAGUGAGGGGUCUCAAGCUCUCCAUGUUCCUCUCCCCUCACACUGCGGCUGCCUCCUCUCCCUGCAGGAUGCUGGGAGGAAGUGACAGGCUGUCACUUCCAGCCAGCCGACAUUACAGGGUCACGGUCUUAAAGGACCGCAGCACUCGACUGGGUCCCUGUUGAGCAGUAAUGUUUCCCCUGUGUGCACAUCCGCUGCUAUUGGGUAAGGAAAAAGUUUGUGUUCCUGACCCUAUCGUGUUCGUUUAAUUCUGAGGGUCUACCAUUACAGUCUUCUUUUAUUAAUUUGUAUUUUUCUCUACAGCUUGGUGUGUGCCAUGCCUCGCUUCCCAGGAAACACUCCAGGAGAUGUGCAGGAAAGAAAAACUAAUCUGCAAAUGUAUUGGGAUAACCAAAAGGAAUCUAAACAGUUAUGAAGUGGAGUAUCUAUGUGACUACAAAAUAAAAAAGGUGAGCUGUGCCAUUAUCAUUUAAAAAAAAAAAAAAUAAUAAUAAAAAAAAUAUAUAUAUAUAUAUAUAUAUAUAUAUAUAUAUAUAUAUACAGAAUCCAGCGCACUCGCUUAUUCACUAAACAAUGCUUUCAAAAUCUUAGAGAUUGUAAUAGUUUUAUUUAAAAACACCUUACCUAGGCAAAAAAUAAUGGGGGUUUAGUUACAUUAUAUGAUCAUAUAUUGCAUAAGCCUGCCACAACGCCAAUGUACCCCAUUCUUGGCAGGUCCUACUCUAGCAGCCUAAUGCUUGCCCUUAUGAGAUUAAUCCACUUACUUGGGAAAUACUUCCUUACUGGGACUCUCUGCAAGUCAAGGCUAAAUAGGGUCCUGGAAUGAGGCACCUGUGACAGGGAGGGGUGCAAGACCAAGGAGCUGGCCUGGACUCCCAAAUAUACAAACAAAACCAAGCAUUAGGCUGCUAGAGUAGGACCUGCCAAGAAUGGGGUACAUUGACGUUGUGGCAGGCUUAUGCAAUAUAUGAUCAUAUAAUGUAACUAAACCCCCAUUAUUUUUUGCCUAGGUAAGGUGUUUUUAAAUAAAACUAUUACAAUCUCUAAGAUUUUGAAAGCAUUGUUUAGUGAAUAAGCGAGUGCGCUGGAUUCUGUAUUUUAUAUAUUUUGGCCCCAGCAGCACCCUGUAAUGUAUGCAUGUUUAGGUGAGUGCAGCCCUCUUGGUUUUGUUUGUAUAUUUGGGAGUCCAGGCCAGCUCCUUGGUCUUGCACCCCUCCCUGUCACAGGUGCCUCAUUCCAGGACCCUAUUUAGCCUUGACUUGCAGAGAGUCCCAGUAAGGAAGUAUUUCCCAAGUAAGUGGAUUAAUCUCAUAAGGGCAAGCAUUAGGCUGCUAGAGUAGGACCUGCCAAGAAUGGGGUACAUUGACGUUGUGGCAGGCUUAUGCAAUAUAUGAUCAUAUAAUGUAACUAAACCCCCAUUAUUUUUUGCCUAGGUAAGGUGUUUUUAAAUAAAACUAUUACAAUCUCUAAGAUUUUGAAAGCAUUGUUUAGUGAAUAAGCGAGUGCGCUGGAUUCUGUAUUUUAUAUAUUUUGGCCCCAGCAGCACCCUGUAAUGUAUGCAUGUUUAGGUGAGUGCAGCCCUCUUGGUAUGUGUGUGUGUAUAUAUAUAUAUAUAUAUAUAUAUAUAUAUAUAUAUAUAUAUAUAUAUAUAUAUAUAUAUAUAUAUAUAUAUAUAUAUAUAUAUAAAAUUUUAUUUUAUUUUUUCCUGUGUUGCACAAAUGAAUUGGGUGACAGAAAUAACUGGUGUUUAUGAGAGGCUGCAGGUAAAUUUAAUGGAUACGGUGCUUUAAAAAGGGACUUUCGGUUUACUGUUUCUUUUUUUUUUUUUUUUUUUUUUUUUUUUUUUUUUUUUUUUUUUUUUUUUUUAUAUUUUUGCCUAAAAUUGUUGUAGAAGCCUUUAAAAUUAUUUAAAGGGACACUAUAGUCACCUGAACAACUUUAGCUUAAUGAAGCAGUUUGAGUGUAUAGAACAUGCAGCUGCAGCCUCACUGCUCAAUCCUCUGCCAUUUAGGAGUUAAAUCCCUUUGUUUAUGAACCCUAGUCACACCUCCCUGCACGUGACUUGCACAGCCUUCCAUGAACACUUCCUGUAAAGAGAGCCCUAUUUAGGCUUUCUUUAUCGCAAGUUCUGUUUAAUUAAGAUUUUCUUAUCCCCUGCUAUGUUAAUAGCUUGCUAGACCCUGCAAGAGCCUCCUGUAUGUGAUUAAACUUCAAUUUAGAGAUUGAGAUACAAUUAUUUAAGGUAAAUUACAUCUGUUUGAAAGUGAAACCAGGUUUUUUUUUUUUUUGUUGUUUUUUUUUUUUUCAUGCAGGCUCUGUCAAUCAUAGCCAGUGGAGGUGUGGCUAGGGCUGCAUAAACAGAAACAAAGUGAUUUAACUCCUAAAAGACAGUGAAUUGAGCAGUGAAAUUGCAGGGGAAUGAUCUAUACACUAAAACUGCUUUAUUUAGCUAUAGUAAUUUAGGUGACUAUAGUGUUCCUUUAAUAUUCUGAAAAAUAAAUAUUUUGAUAUGUUUUUGUUACAUAUAUGCAUUUUUGAUAUAAAUAUUUUUUUUAAAUGUUUUUAUGUUUGUCCAAAAGUAUUAAAUCAUUUGAAAAGCUUAUCCAAUAAUAUUAUAUUGAGCCCAGUGUUAUUCUGUAUAUUUAGAAGAUAUGUUAUACAAGUUUUGAAAGUUAAUGUUGAAAUCCACACUUAACCCUAGAACUAUCCUUUGCUCCUUGUCAACCAUCAUUAUAAAUGUUGCUUUUUCGGCCAUUUAGUAGAGUUGGUGGAAGAGGAGAAACUGAUGUUUCUAUUCUACUCCUUACUUGUACUGUGUGCUUUUGCUUUGGAACUGAAGUUAAUUGUGAUGUUGCUAGCCAAAUUGUUAAUAAACAUUUUAAAAGUACAGAGCAUCACAUGGAAAAGGUUUUAUACAACAGGUGACUUUUAAUGUUUUAUUAUAUAGUAUAAUUUCCAGAAAAGUGACAGUUCUGCUUUAAAACUUGCUGUGGCCAGAUCCAGAACAAAAAAAACCCAAAACAUAGUUGUAACUCUACGUAUUGCAUUUCUUAUCACAAUUAGUUCCAAAUUCGUUAAAUUUGUGCAAAUACAUUAGUGCUACUAGGUAGGACAUGUUGUUCUAUUAUAUCCUUGGUAAAUGUAUUACUUUAAGAGACAACACAGUGAAAAAUCAUUUUUUUUUUAAAUGGGAGACUUUUAUGAUCUGUAUUUGAAUAUAUGAAGUUUUAUCACGUUAAUGACUCUGUGUGAAAUAAGCUUAUGUGACUUUUAUUAAGAUGCAUAUUAGCUCACAAGAGAUGAGACUGGUAAAGUAUCAUGAGAUUUGUAAAUCUGAAACCGAUCAGGAUCUUUUUGCUACCUGCUUUUAAUGAUUUAGGUAGCUGUUCUGUUUUAUAUAAAGUACACUAGUUUCUCUGGGGGAGCACAUUGAAAAACCUGUGAGAAAAAACAAAUACAUUUUUAUUUUGGAAUUUUCUGUAAUGUUGCAACAACCAGCCAUUAACAUUAAAUCUUACUUUAUUUAAAGGGUAAAGAAUAUUUCCUGGUGAAAUGGAAGGGAUGGCCGGAGUCCUGUAAUACGUGGGAACCCAAAGAUAACUUAAAAUGCCCUGCAAUUCUGAAGCAAUUUCACACAGAUCUCUAUAAGUACUUGUCUCAACUUCAGUUUAAUAACAGAGGAGUGGUAAAAGACAGUAUUAAAUUUUUGGAUCCUACUGUUUCAGACUACAUAGUCAAAAAGGCUAAGCAACGAAUUGCACUCAGACGCUGGGAAGAAGAGCUGAACAGGAAAAAGAACCAUAAUGGAAUGAUUUAUGUGGAAAAUAUAGUGGAUUUAGAGGGCCCUCCUGUAGACUUCUACUACAUUAACGAUUACAAGGCCUCUCCAGGUGUUAUUACUUUGGGCGAAGCCAUUGUUGGUUGUGAAUGCACGGAUUGCUUUACAGGUAAAUGUUGUCCCACAGAAGCAGGGGUUGAGUUUGCCUAUAAUGAACAAAAACAAAUUAAAAUCCCGCCUGGAAGACCUAUUUAUGAAUGCAAUUCAAGAUGCAAAUGUGGCCCAGAUUGUCCUAAUCGGGUAGUGCAGAAAGGUCCACCGUACUCUUUAUGCAUCUUUAGGACACACAAUGGUCGUGGAUGGGGAGUGCAGACACUCCAGAAGAUCAAGAAGAACAGCUUUGUGAUGGAAUAUGUUGGUGAAGUAUGUAUUAUUAAAUAGAAGUUGUUCUUUUGUAAGGUAUUUGUGCUCCAGUUAAGUUGUUUUGGCUUAUUUCAAUUUUAAGGACAUGCUUUAUUCAUUGAGCUAAAUUGACCUCAUUAGGGAGUUAUAACAUGUUCACCCUUAAAGCUGCUUUAAUACGCCAUACGUACUUUUCUUAAAGUGAUUCCUCUUGUCCCACUCUCUCAAAAUCUGGUCUUCGUUUCUGAUCUCACGUAAAAUACGUAAGGCAAAGUAAGAACUACUUUUGUCUUCUGUAUUUUUCCUUCCCUUGAGAAAGGGUGGAGUUUAAGGCAAGCUCCACUUCUUUGUCAAGUUCUGUUUUUCCACAAUGUUCACAUGCUUGUUGUGUCCUGCGCUCGUAUUCUCAGAUUUCUACUCUUUGCUUCCCUGAACUUAUUACAUGCCAAGUACAAACUUCUUGGCUUCCUUCUGUUGGGCAUGCAUUGUUCGUGGUGCAAAGUGUGUGCAGAUAAAGACAAGGAAAACCAUCCCUUCCUGGUUCCUGAAAAAAGUGGCGCAUUAAAAAAGGUCCAGUGCGGUUACUAUGGGUAGGAAGGAAAGAUGAAAAUGGGGAACAAAAGUUAAGACACACAUUAUGGGUCACAAAGGGCUAGGACAGGGGUAGGCAAUCUUUUAGCAGCACUGUGCCGAUAUAGGAGUGUGAUGUCCCGUAGCGUGCCGAUCCUAUUUUUUUUAAAAAAAUUUAAAUUGAGGUGUGUAUGCUGCCGUAUUCUGCUUAUUUUUUACCGUAUAGGAGCUAUUAUAUUGUAUAUGUUCAUUAGUAGUUUAUGGUAUCGUGUAUGAAACAUAUGAAUGUGGGGUGUGGAUGGAUAUGUCACAUUGUGUGUGGGGGCUGUUUGGGGUAUUACAUGUGAGAGGCUGCAUGUGGGGUUGUGUGCAUGUAUGUGGAUUGUGUGUAUGUUUGUGGCCUGUUCGUAUUAUUUGUAUGAGGGGAGGGUUAUUCUGCAUUUCUGUGUAUAUCUAGCAGUGUGGGUGGGUUCCCUGGUACAGGUCAAGGACAGGAGCUGCAACAGCAGCUGCAGGGUGCUCUACUACAGAUCUGAGAUCACUUCCUCUACAUGCUGCAAUGCAUACGUUGAGGAUUGUCCUUCACCAUCUUUUCGUUUUAGCAGAUAUCUGAAGUUUCACUGGGACUCCUGUUUGGCUCUAGCAGCCUUGAGUGCCGUGCAAAGACACCUCGAGUGCCGUAGGUUGCCUACCUCUGGGCUAGGAGAUUGGGGAGGGGGGGUCAUAAAAGUGCCAGGGCAUGACAGAGCUACUUUAAUUGCUGAAAUGUGGAGUAAAGGACAUUGAUUUGUAGCUCAGUGGUUCUUAACAAGUGUUCAGACCUAAGGAUUAGUUUCCAUGUAAUUUAAUUUUUUAUUGUAAUAAGCAGAUUGAUCAUCAAUAACAACAUAUAUCACAUUUUGUUUACUAUAAGUCUGCAAUACAUCCUAGGGGAUUUGACCACUCAAGAGGCAGUCCUCUUGGCCUUCACAAAGGGUAUCUGUGAGGACCAAAGCCUCCUAAGCAGGUGAGAUACUUCUGGGUAAGGCACACACUUUGGUGUUCCUUGAAUUCUAAAGUUCUGUUUGAUGCAUGUCCUCCAUUCAUGCAAUUUUUGCUUCAAACUGUUGCUGUCUUAAUUUAAGCUGCUCCAGAUCAACAGACAUGUCUUGGUAGGUUUACCUAAAUCCCUGUAUUUUGCACACCAACGCAGUCACAACCUCUCUCAUGGAUAUCUGCAGAAAACAGUGUCUGUAUAUCUUUUUGUAGCACCUUAAUGUCCACUUUGCACACUAAAAAGUGGCUAUCCUAAGCAGGGGUGCCUAAAUGGGUUGUUAUUUUGCAGCAGUAAAUCGGCUAGGUUGUCUGGAACACUUUCCUCUGCAGAUAUUAGAAAGAGGGCUUACCCGCUGGCAAUAUCUUGACUGAAUGAGUCAGGUGGAUUAGGUCCCAAGUACAUAAGGAUAGGACUCGCCAGUUCUGCUCCUUUGGUGUGUCUCCGAUUGACCGCCCUUUUCAGAAACUGGGGGAGCAGGUCUUGAAUAUGCUGGGACUUAGAAUGCUAGUCGCUGUGUUCGUUUUGCGCCCCAUUCCAAAAAGAGGGGAUAAUAUUGUCCCCAAACCAGUGGCAGAAAGUGAAUAGAAUAAAGCAUAUAAACAUAUUCUCCCUGGAGCACCAUAUUCAUCAGGCCCCAGGCAACUAUCUGUAAUAAACUUUACUGCAGCAGAAUUGCCUUUCCAAAAGGAGUGGAGCACCAAUGAUACGGGGAUAAGUCUAAUCAGGAUGUUCUACAAAAUGAAUUAUUUAAUCUUCAUGAAGUUACAUUUGAAUGCUGUGUUUGUGGUUCUCUGCCAAAAGAAUGUUUAAGAACCACAUAUAAACAGAUCCAAUGUUAAUAGGGUUUUUAAAACAAUGUAGUAAAGAAAAAUUUUCUUUUUGAAAGGUCAAACCCUUAAACUACGCACUAGAACACCUACAUGCAGAGGUAGUGCUGAUAAGUUAUAAUGCAAUGGGUGCUUUUCUGACGUUCUUGGUUAUAUUAUUUUAGGAGUAUUUGACCAAAACUGAUGUCCCUGUGGCCUAGCCUCCACUUCUGUCCAUUUCAUGGGAAAACUAGCAUGUCUUGCAGCCAAAAUGUAUGACUAGCUCACAUUUCGAAGUUGGUUGUUAGUAAUUAUAUUCUGUUGAUGUGUUUAAUUCUGAUUGAGAAAAUUGCAUAUAGCAGAGAAGAUACAUGUAGUUUUAAACAAUUUGGGAUGCCUUUUACAUCUAAAAAGAAAAACUUAAAGGGAUACUCCACUGCCCAAAUGAAAAUAAAUAAAUCACUAUUUAGUAGAUAGUCAAAGCAUACAUGCAUUUUUAUGCUCCUCCUUUUUUUUUUUUUUUUUUUUUAUUGGCAGCUUGGGAAAGCUGCAGAUCUCUUGUCCAAUAAAGACUAUCCAAUGCAGAUCUAUGAGAAGUCUUUGAAAGGCAAGUCCUCUGAGCAAUUGCUGCCUCUUGAGUUUAGCUCUACUGAGCUAAACAACCAGCAAGUAGCAUGACUGUCUGACAGCUGAGGGUGGGUGUAACAAAGUAAAUUUAUACGUGCCAAUUUCUAUUAAAAUCUACCCUUUUUUAAUUUUAUUUUUAACCAUACUUUUCAAAUGUUAACAGCCAUUUAAAAAAAAAUAAAAAAAAUAACUAUUUCAAUUGAGGUAGCACAUAUGCUGCUUAAAGGAACAAUCCACUGGCCCCCCAAAAAAAUCACUGCUUUAGUAGAUAUUACACAAAUCAAUACUUGCAUGUAUUCAAUUAUGCAUUUUUAUGUCUUUAUCUAAAAAGCUUCAGAGCUUUAGGCUGCUGCCUUUGCAAGCCCUCCUCUUCUAACUCACCCAUACUUUCUGUGGCUGUCCAAUCGCAGACUUCAAAGAGAAGUCUUUGUAAAGAAGGUGCUCUGAGCAAUUGCUGAGCUAAACAAACCAGAAUAUAACAGGACUGGUUGCCUAAUGGACAGUCAGGGGAUGUAACAAGGUUAAUUUAUAAAAGUGUCAAUUAAUAUUGAAAUCUGCUCUUCUGCAAAAUGGGGGCGGGAAAGCAGUACACACUCUGUAUACAAAGCUUCUCCACAAUCUCAAGUGCUUUUAAGGGUCUGGAGUGUCCCUUUAACUUGACAUAUAAAAUGUGAUUUUGUAAUAGACAACAUGGGAACAAACUCAAUUUAGUACUGGGUAAACUGUCUCUACCAGUAGAACAGUGAAAUAGAAAAGUUUGUAGCCAUGGUGACCUAACCUGGAGUUUGUCAUAUUCAAGGGACAUUAGAGUAACCAGAACAACUACAGAUUAAUGUAGUUGUUCUGGUGUCUACUGCCUGUCCCUACAGUCUUUAUAAUGUAAACACUGACAUUUCAAACAAAAGUCAGUGUUUACAUUACUGCCUAGUAACACCUUUCGGGGCAGUCACUUAGGCAGCCACUAGAGAUGGUUCCUGGGUCAGGGCUGCACAAUGUAAAUUAGGUCCAGGCAUCCAGGAUUGCUGCAGAAAGGCAGGUUUAUUGGAACAAAAAAGUGCAACGUUUCAACCUACACAGAAGCUUUUAUCAAGCUUACUAAAGGCCUCUGUGUAGGCCGAAACGUUGCACUUUUUUUUUUUUGUUCCAAUAAACCUUUCCUUUCUGCAGCGAUCCUGAGUGCCUGGACCUAAUUUAUUUGAUUUACUGUGUGUGUGUGUGUGUGUGUGUGUGUAUGUAUAUAUGUAUGUGUAUAUAUAUAUAUAUAUAUAUAUAUAUAUAUAUAUAUAUAUAUAUAUAUAUAUAUAUAUAUAUAUAUAUAUAUAUAAUAUACAUCCCAGUCAUCCCUACUUCUUGGUCUUCGUAUAAAAUCAAAAUAGCUUUAUUAGAUAUACAUUAGAAAGGAAGAUCGACGUUUCAGCCCCACUGUGGGCUUUCCUCAGGAUCAAAAAUUACAUACAUAAGACCAAUAUAAACUAAACUGUCUUAUAUACUAUAAGUAAAACAAGUAAAUGAAUGAUGGACUCACCACAGCUGUUGUUGCCACCCGAUCGGCGUCCUACUGUUCACUGUGCGCAUGUGCAUAGACAGCCAGUGCGAACUGCACUACGGCAUGACGUUGCACGCAUCUCCCUGUCAACCCAAGUAAACUUUGCUGCGCUGCCAUGGUGACCUGCAGACGCCGUGCGGGCGGCACGAUAAACCACCUAUCUGAAAAAAGUGAUCGGUGCAAUACAGCCGUUAGAGUAAAGACAAAUGGAUAAAAACAUGUAAAAUUAAAACAUACGACUAAAUAUAUAUGCCUAGUCAUUUACUUAAAUAUAAUAGACUUAAUUGCUCAUGUGCUUUACUAAUAAAGGUGAAUUAAGUGCACCAUGUGAUACUUAUAUUGCACUAUACUGCAAAAAUGCACCAGAGUUCAAGAAAGUGCAUAAUGUGCAUUUAUUUAAAGUGCUAAUGCUAAUUACGUGUCAAAUCACUAGAAAUAAAGAGAAAAUACCCUGUUGUGAAUAGACCUUAAAAACUUUAAAGUGCCGCAUGCAAAAAUGAUGUUAAAUGACUUGUAUUGUCCCUCAAAAGUGACUGUGAUAAAUCAUAUGUGUAAAAAAAACUGAGUGACUGAUUUUAAGAUCCAAGUAGAAAAAUUAUACUCAGAUGUUAUCCUAGUGUAAUGGAUACUUAUAUAGAGUUACUAAAAACUAUAAAUAAUAUAAUAAAGUGCAUACAGUUGGAAAAAACACAAAAUAUAUACUUGUAUGACUGUUAACAGAGCAUUAAUUAAAAAUUCUUAAUCACUAUAUGUACAUUAAACAAUGAUAGAUCUAGGCAAUACAUGCAUAUCAGUGUAUUAUUACUCAAGCAGGUUAUGAAUUAUAAGAAUGAAAGAGUAAACGUUCAUUAAGUCCUCUGGGAGAUAAUGUAUCUAAUUCGUCGAUCCAAUAGGCUUCUCUGAGUAGAAGUUGACCUCUGUCACCGCCUCUUUUAUCUUGUAGUAUAUGGUCAAUAGCCGUAGAUUUUAAAGCGGAUAAAGGGUGUUGUGACAGAAAAUGUUUUGCUACUGGCUUUGUUAUGGGCAAAUGCAAAUAUUACAAGUUUUAGAAUGAAAUGUUGUAUUUCUUAAACUGUGUACUUUGUCUUUAAGAGAGAUUGCAAACUGACAAGGUGUUAGAAAUGGAACAUAUUGUUUUUCAUAACUGUUUCUUUAAGCAAUAACCUCAGUGCAUAAUAUGUUUGCGCCAUUUUGUCCCAGACAAAUUACAAUAACAAUAAUGCAUAAACAAGCUUCAAGGCUAUACUACGACUCUUGCAGUACACAAUAUACUGUGGUAACCCCAAGUUAAUGGAACUUCCACAAAUCCGGGAAUCUCCCACGACUGCGCACUUACGACUUAGUAUAAACAGAUAACCUAUUCAGACUUUAAGAUGCCAUCUUGAACUAAGUCAGGAAAAUUUCCAUGACGUAUGCACCCUUCUGUUAUGGCCUUGUAUGUUUGCCAAAUGAAGGGAGGUCCUAAAAUGAAUAAAGUAAAUGAACUACGGUAACCCUAAAAUGGAGACACCUAAGGUAUAAAUAGGUGUACUUUUAAAUGUUAAACAGGGGAGAGACUUGGAGACAGACGCUGCUCCAUCUUAAAAUGACAGAGAGGCUGACAUGAUGACAUGUUCAGAAGGGUAUGUUAACCUAUUAAUGAUAUUUGCAAGCAUGUAAUUUAAUCUUAUAAACUCUGCUAUAAUGGAUUUUAUAUUUAUAUUUUUAUAUAAUAAAUAUCCAAAAAGACAAAACUAUUGCUUCCAAGACAAUCUUUAUUUUAUAUUGUAUUCUCAAUUAUUUAUAUAUGUUAAAUAGAGGAUCUCUUACACUAUAUAAAAUUAUGGCUAAGAUAUCUGUAUGGUUAGCCCUACUAAGUUCUAUGCUUUAAGACAUUAUAGUGGUAAAUAAGGGAACCACCUGCGGUUACAGCUUGUCUGAAACACCAUCCCUGUACGCCAGCCGGAUUUAUGUCCCCUUAUCCUUUCGCGUAGUGGGGGGUCUCGGUUUUUCCCACGUAGUUGAGUCCACAUGGACAUAUCAGCUUGUACACGACACAUGUUUUGUUUUUUUUACAUGUAAUUGUGUGUCUAAUUUCAUAUCUUGUAUUAGUAUGUGGAUGGUUGAAAUACUUGGCUUAUGCCAUAUGUCCACAGGUGACGCAACCCAGACAGCGUACACACCCACGAUUAGUUGUCUUUGAUGCUUUGGUGUAGCUUUUUACUGGAUCUGUCUUUACCAGCAUAUCCUUCAAGUUCUUGUUUUGCUUAUAACAAAUGAGUGGAUUUUCUUUAAAAACUUUAGGGAGCGUGUCAUCCGUGGAAACCAUUCGCCAGUUAUACCUGAUCACUUUGGCUACCAAGGGUGAUUGUUGAUGGAACGUCAAUGGAAAUACCAGUUUCUGUGGGGCUUCAACCUUCUGAGGUGCAUGUGCCAUCUUGGCAUCGUUCAAUGCUCGCUCAAGGACAUUAUCUUUAUAACCACGGUUUAGAAACUUCUGGUACAUUUCUUUUAGUUGUCUUUCCAUUGAAUCAUUAUAUGAAUUAUUCUUGAUCACACAAAGAAAUUGUGCUUUGGGUAAAGAAUUUGUAAGUGCACUGUGAUGUGCAAUUUGGGCGUGAAGAAGCAUGUUGCGGUCCAUGGGUUUGGAGUAUAGAGAGAAUUAGCAUUAGCACUUUAAACAAAUGCACAUUAUACACUUUUUUGAACUAUGGUGCAUUUUUGCAGUAUAGUGCAAUAUAACUAUCACAUGUCACUUUAAAUUACAUGUUGCACUUAAUUCACCUUUAUUAGUAAAGCACAUGAGCAAUUAAGUCUGUUAUAUAUUCUUAUAACUAAUUGACUAGGCAGACAUAUUUAGUGUAUUUAGUCAUAUGUUUUAAUUUUACAUGGUUUUUAUCCAUUUGUCUUUACUCUAACGGCUGUAUUGCACCAAUCGCUUUAAGACCGGUGGGUUAUCUUGCCGCCCACACGGCGUCUGCAGGUCACCAUGGCAGCGAGGCAAAGUUUACUUGGGUUGCCAGGGAGAUGCGUGCAACGUCAUGCCGUAGUGCAGUACGCAUUGGCUGUUUAUGCACAUGCGCACAGUGAACAGUAGGACGCCGAUCGGGUGGCAACAGCUGUGGUGAGUCUAUCAUUCAUUUACUUGUUUUACUUGUAGUAUAUAAGACAGUUUAGUUUAUAUAGGUCUUAUGUAUGUAAUUUUUGAUCCUGAGGAAAGCCCAGAGUGGGGCUGAAACGUCGAUCUUUCUUUAUUUUUAAUGUAUAUCUAAUAAAGCUAUUUUGAUUUUAUAAGAAAACCGAGGAGUGCAGUCAUCCCUAUUGAAUUUAUUAUAUGCAUCAGCCAGUUGACUUUGGCACCCGGCAAUACCUAAGGAAAGCGUGAGUGCAAGGAAGCCUUUUGCUUUUUGUGUGUGUGUAUAUAUAAUGUCACUAUAGCGUUCCUUUAAUACUUUUAACACUAAUAAGCAUCUUUUAAUGUUAUCAUAUAAUGUUUGUUUUAUUUUUAUGAGAAAGCUAUGAGAAGAUGUGUUUUGAGAAUGAAUGAUGUGUCUACUGUAUCAUGGGACAUUUGAAUUAGAAACACACUAUUUGGCAGCUCCACAUCUACUUCAUUUCAGCACAUGUGACUGUCUGUGUUGUAACAAUCUAUUGCUCUGCAUGUGUUUGUGGCAAUCUAAGAACUACUGGGAUUAUUAACUGGUAGGGGGGUUAAAAGUACAUAACUAGUCAUUAGAAUAUCUAAUUUUGUAGUCUUGGAUAAAAUCUGUUUAAUGGUGGUAUGUAUGCACAAAAAUUAAAAUUUUUGCCCCUAGAUUUGGGGCCUUACGAAGGUUUAAGAACUAGUGUAGGCAUGAUAUGCAAAUGUAAGAAACAGGUUUUAUCUAUUUCUAUAUUUAGGCUUGACAAAUUUGCUUGAAAUCUAGGAGUCAGCUAAAAAAAAUUAGGAGCCAGGUAUUUUGGGUUUUUUUAAGCUUAAUUUUCAGGGGCAAAAAUAGAAUUCUUAAAGGGAUACUAUAGUCACCAGAACCACUACAGCUUAAUAUAGUGGUUCUGGUGUCUAUAGCUUGUCCCUGUAGGAUUCUUAAAGGGACACUAUAGUCAUCAGAACAACUACAGCUUAUUGCAUUUGUUCUGGUGAGGAAAAACAUUACCUUCAGGCUCUUUGCUGUAAACACUGUCUUUUACAGCCUAGCGAUAACUUCACUGGCCACUCCUCAGAUAGUUGUUAGAGAUCCUUCCUGGGUCAUGGCUGAAAAUGCAUCCAAACAUUCAGUGUCUCCUCUGCAGACACUGAACUUUCCUCAUAGAGAUUCAUUGAUUCAAUUCAUCUCUAUGAGGAGAUGCUGAUUGGCCAGGGUUGUGUUUGAAUUGUGUUGGCUCUGCCCCUGAUCUGCCUCGUCAGUCUCAGCCAAUCCUAUGGGGAAGCACUGUGAUUGGAUCAGGCUACCACUUCUGCUGAUGUCAGCAGGUAGUGUGCAGGUCAAAGGGAAACCGUGACAAAGCAAGUCGCUCCAGACUUGAAUACAAGUUAGAUUUUACUAUAUUUAUGAAGGCAAAGGGAGCUAGAUUGUGGUUUUAACUCUAUAGGGUCAGGAAUACAAUUUUGUGUUCCUAACCCUUUAGUGCUCCUUUAACCCCUUGACGACCGAUGACGGUUCAGGACAGUCAUCGGAAAAAUCCCCUUGGGGACCGAUGACUGUCCUGAACUGUCAUAACGGUCUGGGGCUACUUACCUGAUCGUCCAUCGGUCCCGAGGCGGCAAUCAGCGCUCCUCCCGGUCCAGAUGGACUUCCUGUCUGCCCGGGCAGUCUCCCCUCGUCAGAUCAGGACCCUGCGGCCGCAAUAGGUGCCUGUGUAUCUGCCUGCAGGGGGACUGUCUGUGCUGACAGGCAGUCUCCCUGCAAGUGAAAAAUAAAAAAUAAAGUAAAAAAAUAAAGCAAUCAGUGUAAAAAAAAGUGUGUGUGUGUGUGUGUAUAUGUGACUAUUAACAAAUUUAUAAUAUAUAGUUAUUAUAUAUAUAUAUUGUGUGUAUAUAUACGCACGUGUGUAAUUUAAAUUAAAAGUGUAUUUUUAUAUUAAUAUACAAAAAUACACUUAGUGUGACAUUAUAGAUAUAUAUGUAUAUAUCUAUAUAUAAUGUCAUACUAAGUGUAUUUUUGUAUAUUAAUAUAAAAAUACACUUUUAAUUAAAAUUACACACGUGUGUAUAUCUACAAUAUAUAUAAUUAUAUUAUAAAUAUGUUAAUAAAAAUAAAUAACAAAAAGUAAAAUUUUUUUAUAAAAUAUAUAUAUUAAAAAUACGAAAUAUACAUAUGUCCAUAUACAUAAUUACAUAAAUAAUUUCAUAAAUAUACACGUAGACGUCAAAUAUAUACGUAUAUAUAUUAAAAUUCUACGUGCGUAUUUAUGUAAUCUUUUUACCUAAUUAAGUAAUUUUAAUGAUUGCAAUUUGAGGGACCUGCCUGACAACCCAGGCCGAAAGUCCAGAGAAUUUAAUUUGCUAGCACUGUGUUUAACCCUGUAACUUUCUAUGACACCCUAAAACCUGUACAUGGGGGGAGAACUGUUUUACUUGGGAGACUUCGCUGAACACAAAUAUUAGUGUUUCAAAACCGUAAAACAUAUCACAGCGAUGAUCUUGUAAGUGAAAGUGACGUUUUUUGCACACAAACAGCACUUUCACUGAUAUUAUUGCUGUGAUACCUUUUACUGUUCUGAUACACUAAUAUUUGUGUUCAGCGAAGUCUCCUGAGUAGAACAGUACCCCACAUGUAGAGGUUUUAUAGUCUUUGUGAAAGUUACAGGGUCAAAUAUAAGGCUUGAUUUUAUUUUAUUUAUUUAUUUAUUUAUUUUUAAUUGAAAUUUGUCAGAUUGGUUAGGUUGCCUUUGAGAGCGUAUGGUAGCCCAGGAAUGAGAAUUAGCCCCAUGAUGGCAUACCAUUUGCAAAAGAAGACAACCAAAGGUAUUGUAAAUGGGGUAUGUUCAGCCUUUUUUAGUAGCCACUUAGUCACAAACACUGGCCAAAGUUAGUGUUUUUUGCAUUUUUAACACACAAACAAAUAUAAAUGCUAACUUUGGCCAGUGUUUGUGACUAGGUGGCUACUAAAAAAGACUGGACAUACCCCAUUUUGAAUACCCUGGGUUGUCUACUUUAAAAAAAAAAUAUGUACAUGUGAGGUGAGUGAUAUAGAUAUAGAUAUAUAGAGAUAGAUAGAUAGAUAUCUAGCAAUUUCCUACUUGUAUUUAUAGGCCUAUAACUUGCACACAAAAAAACAACCAAUAAAGCAUGUAAACACUGGGUGUUUUUAAACUCGGGACAAAACUUUGAAUCUAUUUAGCAGUUUUUUUUAAAAUUAGCUUUUGUAGAUAAGUAAAAGAUUUUUCAAGUAAAAGUCCAAAAACAUGUUGUUUUUUUUUUUUCUUCAAUAAAAUAUAUGACCUGAUUAAUGAUGUCCCGAACGGUUCGCCACGGACGGCGAACAUAUGCGCUGUUCGGUCCGACCCCUAUGUCAUCAUUGAGUAAACUUUGACCCUGUACCUCACAGUCAGCAGACACAUUCCAGCCAAUCAGCAGCAGACCCUCCCUCCCAGACCUUCCCACCUCCUGGACAGCAUCCGUUUUACAUUCAUUGUGAAGCUGCAUUCUUAGUGAGCUGUCCAGGAGGUGGGAGUGUCUGGGAGGAAGGGUCUGCUGCUGAUUGGCUGGAAUGUGUCAGCUGACUGUGAGGUACAGGGUCAAAGUUUACUCAAUGAUGACAAAUAGGGGGCGGACCGAACACGGCAUAUGUUGGCCGUCCGUGGCGAACCGUUCGGGACAUCACUAGACAUGAUACAAAUAAUGGUAUGUAAAGAAAGCCCUUCUUGUCCUGAAAAAAACAAUAUAUAACUUGUAUGGGAUCCGUAAAUGAGAAAGAGAGAGGAAAAUUACAGCUAAACACAAACACCACAAAACUGUCAAAACUGCUCUGGUCCUUAACGUACAACAUCGCAAAAACAGGCCAGUCCUUAAGAGGUUAAUGUAAAUACACUUUCAGAGAAAGGGCAGUGUUUACAUUGCCGCCUAGUAACACCUCUAUGUGCAGUCACUUAGACAGCCAUUAGAAGUGCUUCCUAUCUAUGUGCUGCACAAUGUGCAACGCUUGCGUUCAGCGUCUCCUAUGGAAAAGCAUUGGCUUGGCUGAGAUCUUGGGAGAGCUGGAGUGAACUGGCUUUCCUUGGGGUCCACUGGGGCUACUGUAAUCUUCCUGCUUUGCUCCCUCUUACACUGAUUACUGAUGCUGGGGCCAGAGUGACCUCAUAUUCCAGCUCCAGGCAUCAUUGCAGGGCGCCAGAGCGCCAGGAUUUCGCUCAGCCGGCUUCCUCCGCUCUACAUUAGCCUGGCCACCUGCAUUCUCCCUUGCCAUCUCUGCUGAACGGGGUGACAUAUCCCAGACGCCAGGACAAAAUUCAUAGUCGUCAUGGUGACCUGGCACCUGGGAUUUGUCGAGCCCUGUCCUAGUCCAGUUCUACACAAGUGUACCUAUGCUCAGCAUUUCCAUUCUCUGCGUGGAGGCGUUUAACGUUCCCCACAGAGAUGCAUUGAUUCAGUCCAUCUCUGAGGAGAUGCUGAUUUGUGCUGCGUUUUGCCAUGCAUUUGCAACAGACUGCCCAUGUGAUCGGAGGGGGGCGAUCACCUAACUAGACACACACUUACUGAUUUGACACACUCACAACCUAUUACAGUGGGACCUCGGUUUACAUAAUUUUCGGUUUACAAAUGAAAAUCCAUUGAAAAUAAUGCCUCGGUUUACACAUUUUUUUGUUUUCGCAAUACAAAGCAAGUUUCCCCAGGAUGCAUUGCACCUGAGAGGUUUAGAGCACUGCCCCCUGCAUGCUGGAGCCUGUGGGUAGCACGUGGCGUCAAGUGUGGAGGUGUUGGAGCGGCUUUUGCAUCACGUUUUGGAGCCAUUCUGGAAAUUGUUUGCAGUUGUUUUGGGACUUUUUGGUGCAUUUCUCAAGCUGUGGAAAGGUAGGGAGCUGAGCUUUGUUGUUUGCAAGCCUUUUAUUGUGUGUUCUGCAUUGUGGGUUGGUUUCCAUGCCAGCUCAUUUUGACUUUUUUUUUUUUUUUCCUGACCUCCAGAACGGAUUAAUUGGUUUUCAAUGCAUUCCUAUGGGAAACCGCGUUUCGGUUUACAAAUUUUUCGCAAUAAGAAAUGUCCCGGAGAACACAUUAAAUUCGAGGUCCCACUGUGUUUUUUUUUUUUUCUUAUUUAAGUCAAGCUAAGCCCUUCCUACCUGUGGGGAGAGACACAGUGGAUCCUAGGGGUCCAGUGUGUCUGUCAUCUUCCUUGUGCGCCGUUAAGUGAUGCUGGAGCCAUGUCAUAUCUCACUAGAGGAUGCAUGAGGAAGCAGAGCAUGAAGAUGAUGGCUACUUCGACUCCUGUUUCCAUUGUUCACAGGGAGGCUGAAAAACACUCAGACGCCAAGGAAAAUUCCUAGUCACCAUGACAACCUUGCACCUGUGAUCUAUAUUGAUGUAGUAAUUUGUAUUGUCCAUUGAUGAGAGCUUUUCUGCUUCAGCUUAUGUCGUAUUGAUGUCACAGUUGCACAAGUUAGGUCAAAUUGAUGCAAUAAAAGAGGUAGCGAAAACCCUUACUUUGUUGUGUCUGUGCUAGUGAGGCUGACGUAUAGUUGCAGUUUAUAAACCAGUUUCACAACUGAGACAGGGUUCAGGACACUAUCUGCACCAUAAAGUUGCAGUAAUGCAAUAGCUGCUUUUAUUCUUAAAAUGACCCUUUAAGAUCCAGUCAUUCUAAUUUUUGUUUAUUAUGCUAUAAAUUAUUCUUGUCUGUGCUGGUGUACAUAUUCUGUCAAAGUGCUGUUUAUUGGAGGUAUUCUGCAAAAGCAUUUGGGAUUUCUAAUACGUAUCAAAUCAAUCAAAUUGGUGAAUUAAAGUUCUUACAUGCGAACUUUAAUACACUAAUUUGACUGAAUUAAAAUCUAGUGAGUGCUCUAAUUUUUUUGCAUUUCAUAUACUUUGGAGCGCCCUGGUUUGAAUAAGGCAUUGGUAUAUUAAAAUGUAGGUAGAGUGCCAGAUUAUUUGAGAGAGAUAGAUAUAGAUAUAUAUUUAUUUUCUAGGGACUUGAAAGAGAUCAAUAUAACUUGGCUUUUAUUUCCUCCAUAAUAAAAGAUGUCAACGUUUCAGCUCCAACACAGAGUUUUCAUCAGGACAAUGAACAAUUACAAGUGUUUGUAAUAAGCUUUCAUAAUUGACAUAUUUAUAAUCUGGUAAUUUGAUUACCCUUAUGUUCUUGAGCCACUGCUCUGACUUCACAGUAGGCUGAAAAUGGUGGUAGGCACAGUAGGUUCGGCUGUUGGGAUUGUGGUUGAUCCCACUGUGCGUCUCAGCUGUUGCUGGGAUACAGCCUGAUACGCAAGCUCACCUCUCCCCCUUCCCCUCUGGGCCUGCAGCACACUUGCACCUGGCAGAGUGGGUGCACAUCUCGGCCAGCUGUGAACUCUGUGAGUAUGUGAUGUGGGUGUUAUGUGGUUAUAUAGUUCAUGUUUGCACAUUUGUAAUUGUUUAUUGUCCGUGUUGGAGCUGAAACGUUGACUUCUUCCUUUUAAGCAGUAAAUAAAAGCUAAGUUUUAUUAAUCUAUUUCAAGUCCCUGGAGUGCUUUUUUUUUUUAAAUACUUUUUUCCAGACCAGCACUGGUCAUUACUACGAUUAACCUGGAGGUCAAGCUACUGCGAUAUAUAUAUAUAUAUAUAUAUAUAUAUAUAUAUAUAUAUAUAUAUAUAUAUAUAUAUAUAUAUAUAUAUAUAUAUAUAUAUAUAUAUAUUCUCAAAAUUCUGUUACUCCAAUAAAAAGGUAUUACAAGAUAAAAUUUGUAUCUUGUAAUACCUUUUGUUAUUGGAUUAACAGAAUUUUAUAAUGACAAGCUCUCAGGAGAACCUCCCUUUAUCAAGUCUAAAGCAUUUCUGGUGGUACUCUUCUACACAUUAACAAAUUCAUGACACGGGAAAACUCACACCUUGAAGUAUUACGAAAACACCUUCAAAUCUCUACUUUAAAAAAUAUUGAUACAACAAUCUGUGUGUGUGUGUAAAAUAUAUAUAUAUAUAUAUAUAUAUAUAUAUAUAUAUAUAUAUAUAUAUAUAUAUAUAAUGUGUGUGUGUGUAUGUAGAUAUCGAUAGAUAUCUGUAUCUAUCCGGUCGUCUCCAUGGUGGGCAUUGCUUCUCUUGUAGUCAAGUAGCUAGUCCAUCGAAAAACCCACCCAGAGUUGAGUCUGAACUGAACUCGAAGAAUAUCUGGGAGAAAGAAGCAUCUCAUAACACCAAGGCCCAGUGGCUACCAGACCUGAAAGCAGACCACUGCAUGCUGCCAGAACAGGAACUAGUCCCCAUCACAGUCGAAGAUAUCCAACAGAGCAAAUCACACAUGAAGAGCUGGUCAGCCCCAGGACCUGACAUGAUCCAAAACUACUGGAUAAAGAAGUUAACAGUGCUGCAUGAACUCCUAGCAGCACAAAUUAACCAGCUACUAGCAACAGGCUCCCACCCUGACUGGCUUACAUAAGGCAGAACAAUACUGGUCAUGAAGGACCCUCACAAGGGAACACCAUCCUACUACCGACCAAUAAUCUGCCUCCCAACAACAUGGUAAUUCAUGUCUGGCAUCGUAGUCUCCAAGAUCCAAGGGCAUAAGAGUCAAUAUAUGAGCUAAUACUCAGAAGGGGAUUGGAAACAAAAGCAGAGGAUCAAAACACCAACUACUGGUAGACCAAACAGUCACAAGGGAUUCUAAGACCAGACAGACCAAUCUUUCCACGGCCUGGAUUGACUACAAGAAAGCCUAUGACACAGUGCCACACACAUGGAUACUGGAAUGCUUGGCUCUCUACAAGGUCAGCAAGGCAAUAAGAGCCUUCAUCAAGAACUCGAUGAGCAAGUGGAAAACUCUAGAAGCCAAUUCCUGGACAAUAACUCAAGUGAACAUCAAAUGUGGCAUAUACCAAGGUGAUACAAUAUCCCCAAUGCUGUUAUGCAUAGGCCACAACCCCCUUAGCCAGAUUAUGAAGAAGAGUGGAUACAGGUUCAAGAGUGGAGCCACCUACUCUACAUGGACAACAUCAAGCUGUGUGGCAAGAUUGAGCGAGACAUUGACUCACUGAUCCAUCUAACUAGGAUAUACAGCAAGGACAUCGGAAUGUCGUUCGGACUAGAGAAGUGUGGCGGAAGAUGGCAAAAAGAGGGAAGAUGAUCAGGACAGGAGGAGUUGAAGUUCCAGAAGGCCAUAUAGAAGAUGUAUAGUGGGGGUACCACAAACACAUGGCAACCAUGAGGGAGAGGCAAGGAGGAUAGCAACAUCAAAUUACCUCCAAAGAGUUACAGGCCAUGAAGUCCCAACUCAAUGGCAAGAACAGGAUCCAAGCCAUCAACACAUAUGCCCAACCGGUCAUCAGGUACACAGCUGGAAUAAUAACCUGGCCAAGAGAAGAACUGGUCACCAUGGAUGUCAACUCACAUGGAAACUACUCACUAUGAAUGGAGCAUUCCACCCGAAAUCCAGCACCCAGAGACUGUACACUUGCCGGAAGGAAGGAGGCUGGGGCUUGAGGAGUAUCAAGGCCACAGUCCUGGAUGAAACACGGAGCAUCCACAAGUACAUCACAAAGAUGGCUCCCAAAGUUGAACUGCUAAGGGAUAGAGGAGGUUCCUUGUCAAGACAAACCUUUCCAUGGGGUUUACCACCGGCAGAUAGUGGAUGUGGCUCACAUGAUAAAAUCCUGCCAGUGGUUUGAAAAGGCAGGACUGAAAGCCAGCACUGAGGCACUAAUCCUAGCAGCACAUGAACAAGCACUCAACACCAGAUCAAUAGAAGCAGGAGUCUACCACACCAGGCAAGACCCAAGGUGCAGACUAUGCAAAGAGGCCUCUGAGACAACCCAUCACCUAGUAGCCGGAUUCAAGAUGUUAGCAGGAACAGCAUAUACACGGAGAGACACAACAAAGUUGCUGGGAUUGUCUAACGAAACGUGUUCAAAAUAUGGAUUGGACCUGCUUAAGUCCAGAUGGGAUACCACAAAGGGUAGUUGAGAAUGACAUGGCUAAGAUCCUGUGGGACUUCAAGAUCCAGACAGACAAGUGCUGGCCAAGCAACCCAACAUUGUGGUGACCAGGAAUGAAAGACUGCAGUCGAGGUAGAUGUGGCAAUACCCAGUGACUACAACAUCAGGAAGAAGGAACAUGAGAAGAUGAAGAAAUACCAAGGACUGAAAGAAGAACUAGAAAGGAUGUGGAAAGUGAAGGCAGUAGUAUUCCCAGUUGUGAUAGGAGCACUUGGGGCUGUGGCUUAAACAGAUACUGCGCAGAACCCUCAAACUCCCAGGCCUCUGGUAGAGGACCCGAGAAUGAGGAAUAAACAUACCACUCAGGAGGGGUGAGAAAAUCUAAUUUUAUAUCAUUCAUUCAUACAUACAUACAUACUUGGCUAAAGCAAGACCUAUGCGUCGGUGGAAGAAUAAGAAGGCUGAAUGAAAAUACUUUAACCCUUAAUGGAAGAACAGUUCCAGGGAACCUCAAGCUCUAUAACUACUAAAAUGAGAUGAAAUAAUUAGUUAUUUUAGAUAUUUUACAACAGAUCUCUUAUUAAAAAAAAAAAAGUAUUCAAUUUUUACCUAUGUUGUAAUGCAUAUGGUAAUACUUCCUGUUAUUUGAAGGUGUUUAUAAUACUUCAAGGUGUGAGUUUUGCAAUGUCAAGUAUUUAACUUAUAGGAAGGUACCACCAGUACCUUUGAGAGUCCGAAAUUUCUUUCUGUGUGAAUCUCUAGUUGCUGUGGGAAAUUAGAUAUUUUUGUGUAAUUUAUCCUGCUUAAAAUGUAUUUUCCCUGUUUAUUUCUUCAGGUAAUAACAAGUGAGGAAGCUGAGAGAAGGGGUCAGCAGUAUGACAGCAGAGGAAUCACUUAUCUCUUUGAUCUGGACUAUGAGUCUGAUGAAUUCACUGUGGAUGCAGCCCGAUAUGGAAACAUCUCACAUUUUGUAAAUCACAGUGUAAGCAGACUUUCAAACAAAUGUAAUCACAAUGUGCAUAGACAUGUUACAGGAAUAAGGAGUCCCUUCUUUGUGAUGGUAGAUAGGUGGGGAUGUGAAUAUUAAUAGCUGCUGCUAAUGACUUCCACAGUGAUAAUUUGUAUACAUGCAUUAUGUUUGCACUAUAGUAAUAUUCUUUGUUGUAUUAUUGGUGUGUGUUAAGUGAAGAGUACACUUUUUUAUAAAAAAAUUCUGGAAUGAAGAGAGGUGAACAGCGCUUUGAAUAAAUUAAAUACUGUAUACAUAAGAAAGAAAGUAGCCUUCUGAUUCAUAAAUCUUAAAUACAAAACAAGAGACAAAUUAAUGGUGCAAUACAGUGGAUAAUUACAAGUGAACUAGAUGUGGGUUAAUUGAACACUCCCAUUUUAUAGAGCUGUCUCAGUUCUAUUUUGGAUAUAGCUAGAGGGUCUUUAAGGCUUGAUAUCAUAUGAAAAAAACAUAAGAAAAUCCCUAUGGUAUGUAUAUAAAUGCUGUAAUAUAUAAAGGAGAUUGUGGUGUGAAGAACUUGAGGUGGAACAAUCCCCACCUGAGGAUAUAUGCAGGAACAAGAUGAAAUGCAGGAGCUGGGCAAAGGUAAGUAUUCCACAGGUUUGUAGAAAUAAAAGAUACUUUAUUACUAUUAACCCCUUAAUGACCGAGGACAGUUCAGGACAGUCAUCGGCAUUUUUGCAUUGCCGACCGAUAACGGUCCUGAACCGUCCUAACGGUCUGAGUUACCUGAUCGCCGUCAUUCCCCCGGCGAUCAGCGUGGCUCCCGGUGUGGGGAGACUGCCUGCAGCCCAGACAGUCUCCCCACACUGAAUUAGGACCCCUGUGGCCAUGUGAUCGCUUAACACAGCGAUCACAUGGUCACAAUAGAUGUCCAUGUGUCUGCCUGCAGGGGGACUGUCUGUGCUGACAGGCAGUCUCCCUGCUAGUGUAAAAUCAAUAAAAAAAAUAGUUAGUGUUAAUAAAAAAUAAAAAUAAAAUUAUAUGUGUAUAUAUGAUAGAUAGAUAUAUAUAUAUAUCUCUAUAUAUAGAUAUAUAUAUAUAUAUAUAUAUAUCUAUAUAUAUAUAUAUAUAUAUCUCUAUAUAUCAUAUAUAUAUAUAUAUAUAUAUAUAUAUAUAAUGCCAUACUAAGUGUAUUUUUAUAUUAAUAUGUACUUAUAUUAAUAUAAAAAUACACUUAUAACUAAAUUACACACGUGUAUAUAUAUAUAUAAUAUAUAUAAUAACUAUAUAUAUUGUGUAUAUAUAUAUAUUAUUAUAAAAUAUAAAUAAGUAAUUUAAAUUAAAUAAAAAUGUUUUUAAAUAAUAAAAAUUUUAAAAAAAAUUAUAUCUAUAUGAAAUUUUAUUCUAACUGUAUUUUAAAAUUAAUAUAUAUAUUUAUAUCAAAAUACACUUAGCAUGAAUUUGUAUAUAUAUAUCUAUGUAUAUAUAAAUAAAUAAAAAUAAUACAAAAUAUACAUAUGUCCAUAUACAAAAUUACAUAAAUAAUUAUAUAAAUAUACACGUAGACUUCAAAUAUAUAAAUAUGCAUAUAUAUUUAAAUUCUACGUGCGUAUUUAUGUAAUAUUUUUACAUAAUUCAGUAAUUUUAUUGAUUGCAAUUUGAGGGACCUGCCUGCCAACCCAGGCCGAAAUUCCAGAGAAUUUAAUUUGCUAGCACUGUAUUUUACCCUGUAACGUUCUACGACACCCUAAAACCUGUACAUGGGGGGUACUGUUUUACUCGGGAGACUUCGCUGAACACAAAUAUUAGUGAUUCAAAACAGUAAAACAUAUCACAGCGAUGAUAUUGUCAGUGAAAGUGACUUUUUUUGCAUUUUUCACACACAAACAGCACUUUUACUGAUGAUAUAAUUGUUGUGAUACGUUUUCCAGUUUUUAAACACUAAUAUUUGUGUUCAGCGAUGUCUCCCGAGUAAAACAGUACCCCCCAUGUACAGGUUUUAUAGUAUUUUUGAAAGUUACAAGGUCAAAUAUAUGGGUCAAAUAUUUUUACAUUGAAAAUGGCCAGGUUGGUUACGUUGCCUUUGAGAGCGUAUGGUAGCCCAGGAAUGAGAAUUACCCCCAUGAUGGCAUACCAUUUGCAAAAGAAGACAACCCAAGGUAUUGCAAAUGGGGUAUGUCCAGUCUUUUUUAGUAACCACUUGGUCACAAACACUGGCCAAAAUUAGCGUUCAAUUUAGUUUUUUUACUUUUUUCACACACAAACAAAUAUGAAUGCUUACUUUGGCCAGUGUUUUCGACUAAGUGGCUACUAAAAAAGACUGGACAUACCCCAUAUUGAAUACCCUGGGUUGUCUACUUUAAAAAAAAUAUGUACAUGUUGGGUGUUAUUCAGAGAUUUAUGACAGAUAAUAGUGUUACAAUGUCACUAUUGAUAAAUUUUAAAAAUGUAUGUUUUGAAACCGCAAUAUCCUACUUGUACCUAUAGCCCUAUAACAUGCAAAAAAAAGCACGUAAACACUGGGUAUUUUUAAACUCAGGACAAAAUUUUUAAUCUAUUUAGCAGUUUUUUUCAUUUGCUUUUGUAGAUGAGUAAAAGAUUUUUCAAGUAAAAGUCAAAAAACGUAUUUUUUUCCAAUUUUUCAUCAUAUUUUUUAUUUUUUUUAAAUUAAAAUACAUGAGAUUAUAUAAACAAUGGUAUGUAAAGAAAGCCCCUUUUGUCCUGAAAAAAACAAUAUAUAAUUUGUAUGGGAACAGUAAAUGAGAAAGCGGAAAAUUACAGACAAACACCACAAAAGUGUAAAAAUAUGCCUGGUCGCAAAUGUACAUCGCAAAAAUAGUCCAGUCCUUAAGGGGUUAAAAUGCUAAACGUACCGCUUGCUAUGGUAAAUAAAAGUCUAAAAACAAAUCUGUAGAUGGAGUAAAAUCCUCACUUGACACUUUUCGCCGAAGCUUUUUCGAAAGUGGGUACCGCUUGUUGGCGGUAAGUCCUCGUCUGUCUGCCAAUGAGCCAUCCCUGCACAGCAGGGCUUAGCUGAGUGGCGGUAAUGGAAACUCUUUACAAGUAAGGGUUACUCUGACCAAAAACUGUGUUUUAUUAAAACACAAUUUGUCGGUUGGAGUAUUCCUUUAAGAUGAAACUGUUACUUCUCUGGAAAUUAUACCAUUGAAUAAAACCUUUAAAAAAAAUCACAUAUAACUUGUGUUAACUGGUUUUCAUGUGAUGCCCCAUUUUUAUAUUGCAAUUUAAGACAGCUAGAGGUGCUUACUAUCACGGUUGUGCAGUAUUUGCCCUCACUGCCUACAUGCUUCUCCAUCUAAAUAGGCAAGACAUCUGUAAAGAGAUGCUAAUUGGCACAGCGUUUUGCUGUGCAUGCACAAUAGCCUCCCAAUGCUUUCUUAUUGAAAGUCAUUGAAUUGACUGAGAUCAUCAAGCUUUACUAUCUCAGACAUGGAGCUGGGAUCAGCCGCAGCAAGACUGGCACAGCGUGGGGGGGGGGAGGAUGGGAGGACCAAUAUUGGUCGAUCCCUACUUCUGUGAUCUAAAACACACCCUCACUCAGACAGAAGUAGGGAUCGACCGAUUAUUAUAAUUUUUUUAAUUAUAAUUUUUUUUUUUUUUUUUUUUUUUUGAGCCAAUACCGAUAAUCUGUGAACUUUCAGGCCGAUAGCCGAUAACUUACCGAUACCGAUGUUCUGUACAUUUACAAUUUAAAUACAAAACAAAAAACUAUUUCUACACAAAUCUAAAGUUAACUGAACAUGUUUUACUUAUUUUUUUUGUAACCUUUUUUUAUUUUAUUAUUAAGGUAAAUGCACAAAAUAUACAUGCCAGUCAGAAUUUUUUGUUUUCAAGAGUGAGUGUGUGUGUGUAGUGAAUGCAGUGUGUGUGUGUAGUGAAUGCAGUGUGUGUGUGUAUUUGUGCAGUGAGUGUUUGUGUAAUGUGUGUAAAAUGUGGGGGAGCUUUUUUAACUUUAAAAAAAAAAUGACAUUUUUUUUUUUUACAAUUUGGAUUAGUCCCUCCUCCCUGCUUCUUACCUGGCCAGGGAGGGGGGAUAUGGCAUACCCUGGGGGGGCCCAGCACACUCUUACCUUCCCAGCAGCUCCUCUGUCUAACUCUCGCGGCCUGUGUGCCGCACGGAGCGUUGCCAUGGUAACCCGUGGCAACGCUCUGACGGCCACGGGACUCGCGAGAUUUAGACGGGAGCUGCUGGGAAGGUAAGAGUGUGCUGGGGCCCCAGGAGCGCCGCGGGCCCCCCAGAACCCUGAUGGUGGCCCUGGUCUACAUUGUCAGCAAUAUCGGUAUCUUUAUUGGCCGAUACAGAUAUUGAUGAAAAUACAGAAUAUCGGCCAGACCGAUUAUCGGUCGAUCCCUAGACAAAAGCACACAUUUACUUACUGACAAACACAUCUCUCACGCUCACAAAUUUGUUUUUAAUUCAAUUUAAGUCCACCCAGCCUUCCUACUUUUAGGAGAGCUGGAGUGGAUUCUUUCCCUGGGGUCCAGUGGGGCUGUUGUCCGCACGUGCCAUAUAGUGACGCCGAGGCCGGAGUGACAUUGUUUUUAGACGCCUGCAAUCACUGCAAGGCGCUUGAGGGAGCAGAGCAAGAAGAGUAGUAAGAUCACAGCUCCCUUGCUGACCGCCUCCAUUCCUUAUAGCCGCCCAACCGCCUCCACUCUCCUUCAGCCGGCUGCCAACUUCAGAAGGAACAGGCUGACAAAUACCCAGGCGCCAGCACAAACCUCAUAGUCACCAUGGCAACCUGGGAUUUGUUGAGCCUGCCUAUAGACCACCUAUUACCUCCUAUGCUUAAGAUCUUAUGUUAGACUAAUUUGUUAUCCAUAGUUUUGUUAGAUGUUGUUCUUUGUCAUUCACGUAAAAUUCAUACAUCUAACCCAAGCCAAAGAGCUCUCACUAAGUUUAUAUUCUAUCUCAUAAACUGCCUAGUUUUUAUCUUACUCUCUAGUGAGUGUUUCAUGUCACAUACUGAUCUUUCUUCUUCAUGCAGUGCUUUAAGACACCUACCUUCAAAUAGACUAUAAUUUCUCAAAAAUAUGACUCACACUUCCUUUAUUUCGUUUGUACCUGCUUGUCUUUUUAUGUAAAUUUGGUUCACUCUGUCUGUCGUAACUCUUCUGUCUUAAGAUACAUUGUAAAAUAAUUUUUGUUGGUUAUAGUUCUGCAUUACUCGAUUACUUGAUUAUGUGAUUGCUAAUGGUCUAAAAACUGCUGUGUGUUUUGUGAUUUAUUUUUUUUUCUUUAUUUUUCUUUUUUUUUAGUGUGAUCCAAAUCUUCAAGUAUUCAAUGUUUUUAUUGAUAACUUAGAUGUGCGUCUUCCACGAAUUGCAUUGUUUUCAACGCGAAACAUCCGAGCUGGAGAGGAGCUUACAUUUGAUUAUCAAAUGAAAGGUGAUUUGCGAGCAGCCAGUUGUUUGUGCCUGUCACUCAUUUCUAAGACAAAAAAUUCUUACAAUAUCCAUGCAAUGCAGCACGUGCUUGAUCUCCUUUUAAUAUAUUGGCAUUAUUGUCUUUUUAAAAGUGAAUUUUAUAAUAGGUAACCAAAGAAUAACAGUGUAAGUAAUAUAAUGUGGGGGGGUGGAGGGGUUCUACUUCUCUUUGCUGUCCAACCUUUCUGGAUUAUACGUCUUAUGGAGCACAAAGGGAUUAGCUACAAGUUUGGGAUGAGUGUGUAGAGUGACACUAUUGAAUUUUAACUGUAAAUGAAAAAUCAAAUGGUAAUACUUAUCAAGAUGUAUCGUUUCACCCUCAGGUUACGGAGAUCUUAGUUCAGAUUCUAUUGACAUGAGCCCAGCCAGGAAGAGGGCCCGGACGGCUUGCAAGUGUGGUGCUUCCACUUGUCGAGGAUUCCUUAACUAAAUCAUGGUUUCUAUAUCCGUGCUCAGUGCAGUACAUAUUUUCAUAUGAUGUGAAAACAAAUUAUAUUUUUAUGGCUUUCCUUGUAUUAAAUGCAUAGAUUUGUGUGUUAUUUUUAUUCUACAAAAUAAAAUUUUAAUGCCUAUUUUGAAUACAUUCAGUUUUGUUUAAGAAAAAUAACUAAGCACUGCAGGCCUUUGCAAUCACUCGGAUACUAACCUAUUUUAUAUGGUUGGAUUGGUUUUUUUUUUGUACAGCUUUUAAGUUAACCAUUUGUCCACAGUAGCCAGUUGGCUGUUUC